GGUUACGAUCACGUACGGCAAGAAUUAACUGUCAACAAAUGCAGUCUCCCAUCCCAUUUAUCGAGCCCUUUUCUGUACUUUCACGAUCACGUACUCAUUCGAGUAAGUUAUUCUUCAGAACCAGGUACUAGUUCUUACAAUUCAAGAGGACAAAAUGGGGAAAAUCGAAGGAAUAAUCAACUCAUUUGAGGCAACAUGUGAGAAUUUUGCGAAUCGGGUUUUGCCGCUGCUGCCUGGCCAGAAACGCAUCCUGCUUCUCGCCAACAAAAGCGGCGUAGCUUUCUACUUCGUUAUGUCAGCGAUUAUGUUCUUUGUCAGUACGUUUGUAGUUAUUCCAUUCAACCACAAAAUCGAAAUGAAUGAUCCUACAAUCGACUCGAGUGGACCAACGCCGACUUCAACGUGGAUCCUGAGUUUCUUCAUUGGCAGUAUGAUGCUGAACUAUUUGAGAGCAUAUUUCACUUCCACGUUUUACGACGCAGGCAAACUGAACGUGCCAACAGCGGAAGGCGGUAAAAAUUGGGGCUACUGUGUCCCAUGUCAGCAGUACAUCCCACCCCGAGCCCACCAUUGCUCUGUCUGUAACCACUGUGUCCUGAAGCGAGAAUCACACUGCUUCUUCCUGGGGAAAUGCAUCGGUCACACAAACCAAGGUUUUUUCGUCGUCUACCUCUUCUAUUGCGCCCUCUCAAGCCUCUUCGCACUUCUCCACAUGGGCAUGUACUUGCAUCAUGUGAUCGGACCAAUCGUCUCUUUGAGGAUGCACCAUUACCUGAUCCCCUUCGCUACCUAUCGAUGGAUCAUGGGCUCAUUUGCGACAACGGACUACGUCAUGCUGUUCCUGCUUUACAACACGCUCAUGAUUGGGCUCGGCUGCAGCUUCCUCUUCUUCCAACAGAUCAGUCUCAUCCUGCAGGGUCAGACAAGUUUUGAAGCAGCGAAAAGGGUCAUUCUGUACGACAGUGGAGCCCAUAUGAAUCUUCAGGAUGUCUUUGGGAGGUACUGGUGGAUCCGCUUCAUCCUACCCAUCAAGCUCCCUCAGCCAGUGGAUGGCAUCAAAUGGAGCAGGGUUAAGGAUAUCAAACGAUACUAAAUCACACUGUAAUUAGGGAAAAUGGUACAUAAAGGAUAGCUUUAUCAGCAGUCAUAAUCAUGCAUUAAAAAAAAAUGAUUAUUUCAACUUCCAGAUUUUAUGGCUCAUUGAAAAUCCAAGUAAUCCUUUUAAAACCUUGUAUUGAAUAAAGAAAAAAAAAAGCUAAAACGGGGUAUAUUAAUGAUGACUUGCUAGGAUUUGCAUCAAUUUAUACAAAUUAUUAUUUCAAGAGUACAUACAUGUACAUGUACAUACAACAAUCUACAUGACAUGUACUUGUACAUUUGCAUAAAUGUAGGUUGUUUUAUAAAUUUAUUCAAAUUUAAACUUGUGUUCAUCUAUUUAUCCACUUUGUUCAUGAAGUUGUCUUUCAUCAAUUGGUAUCCUCAGAUUCCACAUGACAAUAUUUCUGAAAUACGUUUUUAGGUGUAUACAUCUAUCGUCAAGUUGAGUGAAAUGCAUCAACUCCCAAAUUAGGUCGUGCCAAAAGGGUGUAAAAUAGUGACAAAGUUUUCUAAAUAGUGGAUUGCUAUAUGGAACUUAUUAAAUGUAUCCUAUUUCACUGUAUCCUACAUCAAUGUAUCGCACAUUGAGAGCCAGAAGGGCUGUGUUUAAUUCAAACGGAUUUCCACAGAUUAUGUAUAAUCAUAGUACUGUUUUUCUUUGUAUACAAACUAAUGUUGUAUGUUUUAUAUUGAACAUCUUAAACUGUAUUCUGAUUAUGCAGAAUGGGUUUGUACCACAAGUGCCAUGAAAACUGCUCUUUCAGUCUUUUAGUCCCUUACAUGUAUUUGUUUCUAUUUUUAUAAGUCAAAAUGAAUUUGAUGUCAUGAAGGAAAAAAAUCACAAGAUGCCUUUUUUAAUAUGAAAAAAAAGGUAUGCUUCAUGCAUUUGGGAAAGGAAAAUGCUGGAAAUUCAAAAUGACUUUCAAUUUCAAAGCAAAUGUUACAGUAAAAUAAUGGGAUACAGGGCUAAUAUUAUCUUGAUUUGUCAUAGAGAGAAAUAAAUAUAUAUAUAUAUAGCCUACAUGUACCUUAUUUCGGUCUGUAGACAGUCACAAAUAUCAUGACUUGAAGUUGAUGUACAUGUACAUACAAGAUGCUCUGUUGUAAUUGUGCAAUCAAACAAAACUUGCAUAUUUUGUAAAUUAUGGCAUGGCUGGAAAUAUUCUGAAAUUGUUUUAUCUAAUGUACAGACUGGUGUGUAAGUUUACAUGAAGAAAUGCUAUACAAUCAUAUUUAUUUGUUUGUUUUUUAUGCACAACUAAAGGGAAUCCUUCCCAUUAUCAAGUUGAUUUAAAUAAAAGUCAUGUAUGUUAUGACAAACCUUGUGAAAAUGUAUAAUAUCAGAGUAGCAGAAAAAGUUUAGGAUGUUACAAGUUUAAGAGAUCAGAACAGUUUUCUUUCUUUUAAGAACUUCUUUCUAAUAUCUUGAGCAUUAUAUCAACUAAAGAUCCUGUACUAUUUUGUGUUGAUUAUGUAAUUAAAGGUAAUACAAAGUUUUGGUAGGGGGUCAUGAAUUUGGUUCAAAUGAACAUAUUGGAAGCAUGAUACGAUCCUACAAUAUUCAGUGAUCGUUG
This is a messenger RNA of Strongylocentrotus purpuratus (purple sea urchin), 2672 nucleotides long. RefSeq names its product palmitoyltransferase ZDHHC22. The transcript has a single exon. The coding region runs from base 155 to 1093 and encodes 312 amino acids. The record is from RefSeq and is a predicted model, not a curated record. Gene Ontology annotation, molecular function: palmitoyltransferase activity. Lineage: Eukaryota; Metazoa; Echinodermata; Echinoidea; Camarodonta; Strongylocentrotidae.